Molecule: messenger RNA, 2600 nt
Organism: Hevea brasiliensis (rubber tree)
Lineage: Eukaryota; Viridiplantae; Streptophyta; Magnoliopsida; Malpighiales; Euphorbiaceae
Product: F-box/FBD/LRR-repeat protein At1g13570
Exons: 5
Coding region: 1005-2303 (432 amino acids)
Molecular function (GO): protein binding
Source: RefSeq, a predicted model, not a curated record
GACACAAUGCGGCACCCGGACCACAAAAUAACCCCCAAAACACGAAAUCAGAUGCACGCUUUAACUAACCUUUUUUCAUGAAGUUGAUCAACCCUUGAUGAUUCACCCAGACGAAUCCUACAAAACAUGGAAUCGGGGUGUCGCCCGGUUCAAUAACAAGGAGUUCGCCCAAAAAAUCUAGCUUAUAAAGAAACCCUCAAUCUCGUCGACUUCCAAAGGGGCAGACAGUGGAAAAGAGAGAAAGGUUUCGUAGAGAAACCUUGCAUAGGAAACGUCAAGAAAAGAGCGCAUAAACUCUCCUUCGAAGUCAUCGAACAAGAAAUUCACUAAUGCCUCCGUUAGAGGGCCCACAGGCGGUAUACCAACCGCCACUGACGAGGACCAGUCUUCCCCCUUUUCGUCUAAUAUUUAUAAUGUUAUAAAAGACGAAAUGAAUGCUAAAACAUACAUAUUAACUUACAAUUUAUAUAUAAUAAAAAAAUCAUACAUAUUAAACAUGUAAAAAUUAUAUAAAAAAGAGCAUCAUGUGCUGAAUACCUUCUGCUUGUGUAUAGAUUACAAUUUUAUGUAUUAUUUUAUAAGCAUUGAAUGAACAAAAUCCAGAACCCCAGCCUUUUUACAGAUUGGGUCCACGCACUCGAGCACAAACAGUCAGAGACACACUCCUCGGCUCCUCCAGCUCUAGCCGCUGAUGAUCGCCGUUCCGAUCGCCAGCUUCUAUCCAGGAACUUACAGAUGAGUUGCUUGUAAUUUUCAAAGGGGUAAAUGGAUACCAGCUUACCUGUACAGAAUGAGCAUUUCCUAGAGUUAUCACUUGCAAAUGCUCUUGGGUGAGAGAAUUAUUUUCAGCCAAACAAAUAAUGGGGACAAAACAUGACCUCAUACUAGACUUGACUUCCUCUCAAACAGAAGAUCAGCAUUUGUGAUCGAGUUGGUAUGUUCUCUCUCUGAAGAAUCUGCUGCAUUGUGUUGAAAACAGAGUUUUUAAUCCAGCCAAAGAACCUAUGAACAAUACAAGGAAACAUCAAAAGUCUAUUGAGAUGGAAAACCAAACAAAGAUAGAUAGGAUCAGUAAUCUACCAUGGGAUGUCUUAGAUAUCAUCCUUGUGCACCUGCCGCUAAGAGAGGCUGCAAGGACUAGUGUCUUGUCAAGUAAAUGGAGAUAUAAGUGGACUGGCCUUUCUCAGUUUGUUUUUGAUGAUAAAUGCAUCCAUAGUUCUAUGGUAGACAAGGCAGCCAGAUGGAUGGAGAUUAUGAAAAUCAUUAAUAAGGUUCAAUCCAGUCACAGUGGUCCAAUAGAGAAGUUCAAGCUUGCUGCUUAUUGCUGUCCAAACCAGUCUGAUUUUGAUCAAUGGAUAGCUUUUUUAACAAAGAAAGGUAUUAAGGAGUUAAUUAUCCAGGAUUUCAGUUUUAUAAAACGUUUUAAGCUGCCUUCUUGUGUUUUCUGUUGUCCAAAGCUCAGCUGCUUGGAGCUCUUUGGCUGUAUAUUCAAGCUUCCUGCUUUUUUCAAAGGAUUUGAUUGCCUUAAAAGCCUCAAGCUUAGUCAAGUCUUUAUAGUAAGUGAUACACUUGAAAGUUUAAUCUGCAACUGCCCUGCUCUUGAGAGAUUAACUCUGUUGAAUAUCGAUCAUUUAGCUUUUGUGAGGAUCCAUAAUCCAAACCUAAAAUACUUGAAACUAGAUUCUAAAUUUGAAGACAUCUGUUUUGGAUAUAAUCCACUUCUAGUUAGUGUUGAUAUUCGCAUGAUUCCUAUGUAUGGAUGGACGAUACCUUGGCGUCCUGAGCAAGGGAAAGUUUGCAAUUUAAUCAGAGUUUUGGGUAGUUUUGGUGGUAUAAACAGGCUCUGUUUGUAUGGUCAAUUUCUUGAGUUUCUAGCUAAUGAGGAUGUCCCACAAAGACUCCCUACCAUGCUCAACUGCCUCUCAGCUCUUGAAAUAAGAGAAGUAAGGUUUACUAGUCUAAGGGAUGUCAUGUCUUUAAUUUCUAUACUUAGAAGCUCUCCAAAUUUAAAAGAUCUUCUUAUAACGGUGGAAACUUUGGAUGAGGUGCAUAAACCUGUUAUGGAUUUUGUCAUAUCACAGUGCCUCUAUGAUUUCUAUCUCAACCAACUCAAAGUAGUAAACAUUAGAGGCAUUGUUGGGACAAGAACUGAAUUGGAAUUCAUAAAACUUUUGCUUGCUCAUUCGCCAAUGUUGGAAUCAAUGACUAUUGUGAAAUACAGCGGCGAAAGGAUUUUAGAAUCAGUGUUGCUGCAACUUGAGCGGGCUUCAGAGCAUGUGAAGUUUAUAAGUUUGACCCUAUAAGCCUUUCAUCUUCAAGGUUUCUGUUCUUAAAAAAUGACUUAACCAUGAAAGUGCCUUGCAUGUAAAUUGUGAUCCUUUUUUUUCCUAAACUGGUAAUGCCUGUUUAGCUAUCUAGUAUCAACUAUAUGCAAGUGCGCUUUCUUUUGAGCCCUAAAAUACAAAUAGCCAGAGACAUGGUUCAAGGUGCACUUUCUGGAUAUCUGCAUGUAUAGUGUACACUUUUUAACUGCGAAAUGCAGGGGAAAACGAUUCUGAAGCUUUAAAUUAUCAAGAAAAUUGAAGUCUUUACAAUAUGAA